This is a messenger RNA of Venturia canescens, 1020 nucleotides long. It is a transcript of the gene Polr3G, whose product is annotated as RNA polymerase III subunit G. The transcript has 2 exons. Gene Ontology annotation, cellular component: RNA polymerase III complex. The record is from RefSeq and is a predicted model, not a curated record. Bases 158 to 832 code for a protein of 224 amino acids. NCBI's taxonomy places the organism in Eukaryota, Metazoa, Arthropoda, Insecta, Hymenoptera, Ichneumonidae. Gene Ontology annotation, biological process: transcription by RNA polymerase III.
GUGAUAAAAGUGAUUUACGACAAAAAGACUUAUUUAGCAAAGCAUGAAGAAUUGGGAAAAAGUGAGAAAAAAGAAACGAUAAAGGAGAAAGCUUGAAGUAUAUCAAAAUCAACGAGAAUUCUUCGUCCAUGAAAUUUUGAGGUUGAUCACACAAAUAAUGGCAAAUCGUGGGAGAGGUAGAGGAGGGAGGGGAGGUACAUCAAUGUCAAUAUCCUCGGAACAAUUGGGUUUUGGCAAAGGUGAAGCACUUCCACCACCCGUUUUGCAGCCACCGUCGAAAUAUCCCAUUCUUGAUUAUAAACCGAUUCCGUUUGAACUGACCACCGAAUUGUCUUAUCUCGUGGAGUUGAAGCGCGAUUUCGCAGAGUAUUUACGAGAAUCGUCAUACAACGUUCAAUCAAAAGUCGUAAAGAAAGAUAUAGAGCGGUAUUCGGACCGUUAUCAAGAAAUGGUGAGCGACAAAGUUGCUUACGAGGAAAAAUAUAAUUGGUUUAAAAUGCCGGCAGAGCUGAAAUCCAAAAGUCGCAAACGUCAAGUUGCCAAAGCCAAGGAUCCUUCCGUAUCGUCUGUCAAAAAGAAAAAGGAAGUCGACAUCGAUAAAAAACUUCAGGAACUGGAGCAAAAAGAAAAUAUCCAGCAGAGCGACGUUGAAGAGGAUGAUAAAGCUGAGGACGAAACAGAAGAAAAAGACCCUGACAAUGUCCCUGAGGAAGAAGACGAAGAACCCGACGAGGAAAUGGACGACGGGACGGAUUAUGUUAACAAUUACUUUGACAACGGAGAGGGAUAUGACGACGAAGAUGAUAAUCUCGAUGAUGGACCGAUCUACUGAUUACUCCAGGUUCCAAACCCUCUUCCAAUUCUCAUGCCUUUGCUCUUACCUCAUGCUCCAUAAAUACGAUCAAAACCCAUCUUCGAUGAAAGUUUUGGCCUAAUUUUGUCCCAAGUAACUAGACAAUGUAAAAUAUGUAUAUAAAUGAAUUGUCCAAAUACAGCCAAUACGGAUGCGUAUAAAAGGUA